AUGCCGUGCAAUAACUUAGCAGGGGCAAGAGUAGCAGCAGUAACAAUAGUAGCAGUAGCAGUCAUAGCAACAGUAGCAGCCAUAGCGACAGUAGCAGUUGGAGCAGCAGGAGCACUAGUAGCCAUAGCAACAGUAGCAGCCACAGCAACAGUUGCAGUCGUAGCAGCAGUAACAGUCGUAGCAACAGUAGCAGUCGUAGCAACAGCAACAGUUGUAGCAGCAGCAGCAGUCGUAGCAGAAGUAGCAGUCGUUAGAGCAGUAGCAGCAGGGGCAGAUGUAGCAGCAGUAGUAACAGAAGCAGUCGUUGCAUCAGUAGCAGUCGUGGCAACAGUAGCAGUCGUAGCAACAGUAGCAGACGUAGCAACAGUAGCCGUCGUAGCAGCAGUAGCAGACGUAGCAACAGUAGCCGUCGUAGCAGCAGUAGCAGACGUAGCAACAGUAGCAGACGUAGCAACAGUAGCCGUCGUAGCAACGGUAGCAGACGUAGCGACAGUAGCAGACGUAGCAACAGUAGCCGUCGUAACAACAGUAGCCGUCGUAGAAGCAGUAGCAGACGUAGCAACAGUAGCAGACGUAGCAACAGUAGCCGUCGUAGCAACACUACGAGACGUAGCAACAGUAGCAGACGUAGCAACAGUAGCAGACGUAGCAGCAGUUACAGUCGUAGCAACAACAACAGUUGUAGCAGCAGCAGCAGUAGCAGUCGUAGCAGAAGUAGCAGUCGUCAGAGCAGUAGCAGCAGGGGCAGAUGUAGCAGCAGUAGCAACAGAAGCAGUCGUUGCAUCAGUAGCAGUCGUGGCAACAGUAGCAGACGUAGCAACAGUAGCAGACGUAGCAACAGUAGCCGUCGUAGAAGCAGUAGCAGACGUAGCAACAGUAGUAGACGUAGCAACAGUAGCCGUCGUAGCAACAGUAGCAGACGUAACAACAGUAGCAGACGUAACAACAGUAGCAGACGUAGCAACAGUAGUAGACGUAGCAACAGUAGCCGUCGUAGCAACAGUAGCAGACGUAACAACAGUAGCAGACGUAACAACAGUAGCAGACGUAGCAACAGUAGCCGUCGUAGCAACAGUAGCAGACGUAACAACAGUAGCAGCUGUAGCAACAGUAGCAGCAGUAGCAGCAGUAUCAGUAGCUGGAGGACGCACUAGGAUCCCGCCAGGUUACUUAUAUCGUCAGCAUUCCCCCUUCAUUGUGUUUGACACAUUGGAAACACCGUCACGAGAUGGCGGACAUGUUGCCGUCAGCUUCCGUUAG
This is a messenger RNA of Haliotis rufescens (red abalone), 1260 nucleotides long. RefSeq names its product chondroitin proteoglycan 1-like. The transcript has a single exon. The record is from RefSeq and is a predicted model, not a curated record. The coding region runs from base 1 to 1260 and encodes 419 amino acids. Lineage: Eukaryota; Metazoa; Mollusca; Gastropoda; Lepetellida; Haliotidae.